Molecule: messenger RNA, 1332 nt
Organism: Alternaria alternata
Lineage: Eukaryota; Fungi; Ascomycota; Dothideomycetes; Pleosporales; Pleosporaceae
Exons: 2
Coding region: 96-1094 (332 amino acids)
Source: RefSeq, a predicted model, not a curated record
UCUUCUGAAACUCACCUUCUGUCGCUCGCUUUCCCCUCCUUCUCUUGUUUGUUUGUUUGUUUGUUUUCGACGAGUCUAUACACGCAUACUUCAUAAUGUCUACGAUGGCUGUUUCCUGGGAUAAGCCGCAACACACCAAUCUUACGCUAUGGGAUAUUGAUCGCGAAUUUCAAGAUGCGCAUGAGGCGUACGAGCAAUGGCAAGCACGCCACCGUCGCACGCGGUCCAAGUGGGCGUGUUUUGGCACAAAGAACCGAGACGAUGCGGUCGGCAAAGCUCUAAGCCUGGGACGGCAGGUCCAGAGGAUCAUGGAACAAGGCAAAGAACGAUUUGGCGCACGGUUUGAGGAAGGCGACACAAAAUGCAAUACCAUCCUCUCUGCGCAACUCCUGCGAAUCCAGUACGAAAUUAGACAACCACUUUACGAAAGCGUUUUCUCCUCAACACCAAUAAUACCCAUCGACGAUAUAAUCAUGAUUGCUAAAAGUACCCGCCGCGCCUGUCUUACUGCGCUGCGCGAGCAAUACGCACGUCUCGAAUCACCGAUCCUAUCACCUGUUCUGCCUCCCCCGCGUUUCAAAGUGGAGUUCUGUCCUUUCGCAGACAAACUUCGGAAAGAUCUCAAGCAAUCCAAAUCGAGCACAUUGCGCGCAAAGAGGGCUUUCCCCCACGACAAGUACGAUGACCGGGAGAUCUGCCCGGAAUGCGAUGCAUGCAUCUCCGUCGCUUCUCACUCUGGACUCCCUGCGUACAGAUGUAUCCUCUUCACAUCACAUAUUGCCUUGGACCCAAUGGCGACCGACGACAAAGCGAAUUUCGCGUGUAAUAGCUGCUACAAAACCUUCGACGAUUCAUACGCCUUCCUCGACCACUUUUUCCAGAAGCAGAUCGGCAGUGAGAGGAGUUGCUUGCGACUGUCCGUACAAAGAAGCUCAAGCUGGUUCCUGAACGAGCAGUUCCUAGAGAGCGAUCCUUCAGUCGUUGAGCAGUGUCUAAAGAAUUGCAUAGCGAGAGAGACGAUGCGGGGCAGAGGCCACAAGAAGAUGAGGAGUCAGAUCACUAUACGACAAGUACAUUCGAGAGAAGGCGAUUGAAACUUUCAGAACGCGAUGCCACAGAACAACUUACGAACUACACCAUGAGUUGCGAUACAAAGACGACUACAUGCGAGGAACAUACACACAUCAGCAUCACUCGGGGUUACGACACGAACACGCCCAUUGCUAUUGCCAGCCACAUAUUCGAGUUCAAACGCCACGAUAGAGACCCUACACAUAGCGUCUGGCGCCCCGCAAACAUGUUCUGCUCAAAAGGCGAAGCCUUUAUAUGAAC